ACUGUCAGAUGUAAAAUCAAAGCAAAUUUAAAAUCUGACAAUUCAUAUCGCACCUCUAUAUCUCUCCUCACAUUCAAUUACUUUAAUUGGCAUAGACCUUAAUCAGAGCCGGUCAAGAGGUGCAUAAAUAUGGCUGGAAUUGCUGGAAACAAUGUACAGCGACUCCUAAAAACGGAAGGGUUGGAAGAUGAGACAGUGGUAAUUCUUCGUACUCCCCAGCUUCCCUCCGUAGAUACCCUUUUGGAUCUCACAAUUGCUGAGCUGUUCUUGGCCCUGAAAAUGAAUGGAAGGAGAGACGCCAAAAUUCAGUGGGGCAAGAUUCGUUUGGCCACUUCACUGAGAACUUUGCUGAUUGGCAUAAACAGGGUUGAUCUGGAGACUAAGUUUCCAUGCAUGAACUGCAAUCUACGCAAAGCUGAGUAUUUGUAUGAGAUCUGCCGUCAUUUCGGACUCUGCGCCCAGUGUCGCGAAAAUAGAUUGGACCUUGAUGUUUGGCACACUGGUGACCAAAGAGAGGCCUUCUGCCAGGUGUGCCACCAGAAGCACAGAAGUGAGCAAAUCUCAAAGGUGAAUGUCAUCAUCAAAGACGAACACAUUCAUUUGUUUGUUUAGAGGGGUGUAUGUAAUAUAGUUUGAUGUGAAUAUAAGCCCCUCAUUACAACGAAGUUGUCACUUGUUAGUAUUUAAAGUAUUUUCAAAUGUGUCCAAUCAAAAUAAACGUCAUAAUUGUAU
Molecule: messenger RNA, 732 nt
Organism: Neocloeon triangulifer
Lineage: Eukaryota; Metazoa; Arthropoda; Insecta; Ephemeroptera; Baetidae
Exons: 3
Coding region: 130-612 (160 amino acids)
Source: RefSeq, a predicted model, not a curated record